Molecule: messenger RNA, 2596 nt
Organism: Tarenaya hassleriana
Lineage: Eukaryota; Viridiplantae; Streptophyta; Magnoliopsida; Brassicales; Cleomaceae
Product: nudix hydrolase 3
Exons: 21
Coding region: 48-2387 (779 amino acids)
Cellular component (GO): cytoplasm
Molecular function (GO): dipeptidyl-peptidase activity
Source: RefSeq, a predicted model, not a curated record
ACACAUUCAGACAAACAAAUACAGAAGGGUAGAGAGAGAGAGAGACCAUGGCGGGCGAACCUGCAAGGGAAGAGCACAUUGACGUUCUGACCAAAACCGGAGAGAAGACUGGCGUCUCCAAACCCAGGGGAGAUAUUCAUCGGGAUGGAGAUUACCACCGUGCAGUUCAUGUCUGGAUUUUCGUAGAGAGUACUCAAGAACUGCUCCUACAACGUCGGUCUGAUAACAAAGAUUCAUGGCCAGGGCAGUGGGAUAUCUCCAGUGCUGGUCAUAUAUCGGCUGGUGAUUCGUCGCUCAUAUCCGCACAGCGAGAGCUUCAUGAGGAGCUAGGCAUAAAGCUUCCAAAGGAUGCCUUUGAAAAGAUAUUUGUUUUUCUCCAAGAAUGUGUCAUUAAUUAUGGGAAAUUCAUCAAUAACGAGUUCAACGACGUGUAUCUGGUGACAGUUCUGCAUCCAAUUCCACUAGAGGCCUUUACUCUUCAGGAAGAGGAAGUCUCGGCUGUAAAAUACAUACCUUAUGAAGAAUACAGAAGCCUUCUGGCUAAGGAAGAUCCUGCUUAUGUGCCAUAUGAUGUGGAUGGAGACUAUGGACAUAUAUUUGACAUAAUCAGGAAGAGGUACCAAGUGAACACUGAGGCACGUAGUUUAUCUCUGCAGAAGCAACUCCAGAGAUAUGCUCAUGUCACCCUUGAAGCAAAGUUGGCAGAACUUUCUGAGGGAGAUCAAAAAGCGUUGGGUCUAAUUGUUAAGGCUGCAAAAAUUGUCGAUGAGAUAUUCUCUGAGCAGGUUUGGUACAGCAAUCCAGCUUUAAGAGAUUGGCUGAAGGGGCAUGCAAAUGCAUCGGAUCUCGAUAAACUAAAAUGGGCAUACUUCCUGAUCAAUAAGAAUCCAUGGUCUUCUCUCGAUGAAAAUGAAGCAUUCUUGACUACUGCAGAUUCAGCUGUAAAGUUGGCUCUUGACGCAACAAAGCCAAUUGCUGGUUGGAAGGGCCUUGAAUAUAGAGUGGCAUUUCCUGUGAUCAAACCGCCUGGUGCUAACUUCUAUCCUCCCGAUAUGGAUAAAGCGGAAUUCACGUUAUGGCUCAACAGUCUCACGGAAGAGCAAAAACAUGAUGCCACCGGAUUUUUCAGUGUUAUAAGAAGGCGCAAUGAAUCUCAUCCAGAUUCUUCUCUAUCUGCCCAUCUCGCAGGCAGCACAAAUGAAAUGCCAGGCUCUGUUUCGGAUCUUUAUAGCAUUCCAUAUUCGCAAAUAUAUCGCCCUUUCCUCACAAAAGCUGCUGAACUAUUGCACAAAGCCGCGGAACUAGCUAGUUCACCGAGUUUGAAGAAGCUGCUACACAGCAAGGCCGAUGCCUUUCUUUCAAAUGAUUACUAUGAGUCGGAUAUCGCAUGGAUGGAUUUGGACUCGAAGUUGGAUAUUACUAUUGGUCCCUAUGAGACAUAUGAAGAUGAACUUUUCGGGUAUAAGGCUACAUUUGAAGCAUUCAUCGGAAUUCGAGACGAUAAAGCGACAGCCGAUCUCAAACUCUUCGGUGACAAUCUAAGGCUAUUGGAAGAAAAUCUUCCACUUGACAACGUUUACAAAUCGAAAGAUGUAUCUGCUGCUCCAAUUCGGGUCAUCCAGCUGAUUUACAAUGCAGGAGAUGUAAAGGGCCCUCAAACUGUUGCUUACAACUUACCAAACGAUGAACGGAUUGUUAACGACCGAGGAACAUCAAUGGUUAUGCUAAAAAAUGUUCAAGAAGCAAAGUUUGAGCAUAUUCUUAAGCCUAUAGCUGAAAUCUGCAUCGGCAAAGAACAGAGAAAGCUCGUUGAUUUCGACUCUUUCUUCACACAUACCAUUUGUCAUGAGUGCUGCCACGGGAUCGGUCCUCAUACCAUCACACUUCCCGAUGGCCGGACAUCUACAGUAAGAAAGGAACUGCAAGAACUCCAUUCUGCCUUGGAAGAAGCAAAAGCGGAUAUAGUUGGUCUCUGGGCAUUGAAGUUUCUCAUCACCAAGGGUUUGCUUUCAGAGGCUAUGAAGGAGACCAUGUAUGUUUCCUUCCUAGCAGGGUGCUUCCGCUCUGUCCGGUUUGGCCUUACGGAAGCUCACGGAAAAGGGCAAGCUCUGCAGUUCAACUGGUUGUACGAGAAGGGAGCCUUCGUUUUCCACCAAGAUCAAACGUUCUCGGUUGAUUUUGCAAAGGUCGAAGGUGCAGUCGAGAGUCUAAGCCGUGAGAUACUCACCAUUCAAGCGAGAGGCGACAAAAAUGCAGCAUUGGCACUUCUUGAGAAGUACUGCACAAUGACAGAGCCACUGAAAGCAGCCCUAGAUAAGCUUGAAAGUGUCAAGGUGCCGGUUGAUAUAGCUCCCACAUUUCCAAUAGCGGAGUCAUUGAUGGACUGAGAGGUGCAGAGCCUAAUCUCAAACUUGUCACUGUAUCUGAAUAAGCUGUUAUGAAUGAUGAAUAAAAAGCAAACUCUCUGAGUUUUGUUCUUUGUUUUUGUGGAUGCAAUUGUGGAAUUCUGUACGGAGGGGACAUCACUCAGGUUUCUUCUCUGUUAAUGAUUUGAUGAACAACUCUGGUUUGGUUCUGUUGAUUCGUUUCUGGUUUC